Messenger RNA from Epinephelus fuscoguttatus (brown-marbled grouper), 1424 nucleotides. RefSeq names its product protein ripply1-like. Gene Ontology annotation, cellular component: nucleus. The transcript is spliced from 4 exons. The coding region runs from base 176 to 628 and encodes 150 amino acids. The record is from RefSeq and is a predicted model, not a curated record. NCBI's taxonomy places the organism in Eukaryota, Metazoa, Chordata, Actinopteri, Perciformes, Serranidae. Gene Ontology annotation, biological process: embryonic pattern specification; negative regulation of transcription by RNA polymerase II.
UAUAAACCCCCUGACAUCCUCUUGCUCUUUCUCAGUACCACUAGUCUUUCGCCUGCAGAUACCGUCGCUCCAUCCGCUGCAGUCCGGUCCUGCAUAUUAAGGGAACACACCUGCAGUCCUCCGACAAUAGAGAAAUCAUUCGGUGUAAUAUCUACAGGAGAAGAAGCCGAUAAAGAUGAGUUCCGCGUGCCUGGUCCUCCAGCAGCCGUCCUUCAGCGCAGCACCGUGGUCGCGCCCGCUGCCAGUGAGCAGCAGCUCGGACACAAACGGCAGCCAGACGACACUCUGGAGACCAUGGUUAUCCAGCGACAAAGAUGGACCAGACCGAUGCCCACGGAGCAAGCUGUCCUGUCCUUACUCCAGACCCACACUGCCAGGCUGCCUCUCAUCAGAUGGGAAACCUCAGGCCUUCCAGCACCCUGUCAGGCUGUUCUGGCCCAAAUCCAAGUCAUUUGACUAUCUGUACAGGGACGGAGAGGCUCUGCUGAGGAACUUCCCCAUUCAGGCAACCAUCAGCUUCUAUGAAGAGUCUGACAGUGAAGAUGAGGAUGACGAGGACUGGGAGGAGGACGGUGACUCUGAGGAGUGUCUAAAACAGCAGCAGUCUCAUUUCACCUCAUACAACUGAGUAAGAGGGAGCAUCUCUGUCUUCCUGUGAAACGGCUGUAGAGACUGUAAUCUGCAUUUUGCCUGCAUCGACCGUUUCUGCACACUUGAUUGUUUUAAACUGCAUUUUAAAAGGUGCACAGGACAUUUUAUAGAUUAGAAUAAACUCAGCAACGUGGUAGGUGACAAACAAAAGAAGUCACAAGAGAACUAAUCUACUGCUUGUUUUAAAAAUCAGCAUGAUUGUGUUUAAAGAUUGUGUCUGCCUGCAAACCUCCCUAACGGGUGUCAACAGUAUGGCCCUCAUCCUGUGUUGCCUACCUAGAGGUGUUCAUAAUCCAGCAACACUAGGGCAACAGAUUUUAACAUAUAAGGGGAGGUGAAUGUUGCUCAAACUAAUGCAUACAGUUACUCAGAAUUACGGCGUCCCAUUUCCAUUGUAAUCUCUGUGUAGUUGAAUGGUCUCACAUCGCCUGUUGUCUGUGCUGCACACAGCUGUGCAGCACACAGCUGUGCAGCAGUAUGCAGUAUCUGCUACAUAAUGUUUUCUCAGUGUGUAUGACGAGAGAGGAAAGCCACGCGUCACGUUCUCCCAUAUUGGGACACUAUGUUAUGUUUAAAGUCAAUCUCAGGGUCUGAACCUUGCCAGUGUAUAUAUAAUGUAAUCUACGCACAUUUCUAACUUAUGUUGUACAUUGUACAUAACUUGUACAUAAACACAUGUUUACAUCGACUUAUUUUUUUUUUAUACAUUUGUGCAUCAGUCUCAUUUUGUACUGUCCAAUCACUGUCCAGACUGAGGUUGUAUUAAAAAACUA